Molecule: messenger RNA, 570 nt
Organism: Aspergillus ibericus CBS 121593
Lineage: Eukaryota; Fungi; Ascomycota; Eurotiomycetes; Eurotiales; Aspergillaceae
Product: putative cytosolic Cu/Zn superoxide dismutase
Exons: 2
Coding region: 1-570 (189 amino acids)
Biological process (GO): superoxide metabolic process
Molecular function (GO): metal ion binding
Source: RefSeq, a predicted model, not a curated record
AUGUGGUCCAAGACCCUCCUCGCUAUCACCGCCUCCAUGACCUGGUGUCUUUCUUCUGUCUCCGCCCAAACCAACACCAAUGCCCCCGUCACCACCAACAACCACGGCCAUCUCUACCGCGCCGAGCUCCAACCCAAGGAUAACACCACCGUGGGCGGGCACGUCACCACCUACUCCGGUCCCAGCAAAGUCGGUAUCAACCUGGUUGUUGAAUUCUGGGGAAUCCCUGAUGAUGGUCAACCCCUGGCCUACCACAUCCACGAAAAGCCCGUCCCCGAUGACGGCAACUGCUACAGUACGGGCGCGCACCUCGACCCCUACAAACGAGGCGAUACCAUUCCCUGCGACAUUAAGGCGCCCGAGACCUGUCAGGUGGGCGAUCUGAGUGGCAAGCAUGGACCCGUGUGGGCGCCUGAAGAUGAGACGUUCUCCGUGACGUAUACGGAUUGGUUCUUGUCGAAUAACGAGGACGAUGUGGCGUUCUUUGGCAAUCUGUCGGUGGUGGUGCAUGCGUCGGAUAACUCGCGACUGGCGUGUGGAAACUUUGAGGUGUUUGAUUUCGGUCACUAG